AUGUUUAUCUUCGCGUUUCUGGAUCCUUCUCCACCCCUUCGUAUCCUCCUGAUGAAAACGGGUUUCUACCCACCACCUUAUCAAUACAGCAUCUCUCCCAAAUCCGAAAUCGCUGACGGAUCUUCGUUGAAUGGUCGAAACGGCCUCAGGACGGAGGCGUAUUACCGGUGGCGACAGUGGGGAGGCGUUACCGAUCUUGCUGAUUGUCGACCAUCGCCGCUCAGGGUGAUUAAGCAACAGCAUACACCGGCGAUGCUGCUACUAGUGGCACAAAUUAUCAGAGCAUCACCGGAAACGUUGGGUCCUACUUCAAACUCAUCAGGUGGAAGUCUUGGUUUCUCCCAUCAGAAUAGAGGUAGUACGCCAUGUUUUGCAAAAAAAUUGUGUGCAGAAACCGUAAUGUUGUCAACAGCAGGGUUGUGGGAGAAGAAUAUCACCUCGGUGGAUAUCUUUGAGGAGAUACAUUCCUUGUGGACUACAGUUGUGAAACACUUCAUUGCUGGAUCAAUAGUCUUGAAAGAUUUUGGAAGCCUGCUUUUCAUCUUUAGCAGUAAAAUCGGUGCUUUUCUUCUGCAUUGGUGCACUCCUGCUCCGUCUUAUCUUAUCCGUUUUCUAUGGACGGCUAAAAGUCUCGAGCCGUUUAAAAAACCUUUUCUUUCUUCUCUUUUGGAUCUGGUUAUUCCAACAGAAACCUUCCUACCAGAUGUUAACUUGAUCGAAAUAGCAAUAUCCUUUUUUAAACCACAAAAGACCAAAUUGCCCUUUACCAAUUUUACUGCACCAAUCCCAGGAGGUAGUGCCGUCUGGAAUCGCAAUCAGAUUAGAAUAUUGAAUGUGCUCAUUGAGGAGCAAAUGCUUAUACUUAGGAAUAUAUUCAACACCAUCUAUUGUCAAGAGGGAACCGAAAAUGUAUUUGAGCUUUGGUAUUUACAAGCCAGAAGAGGUAAAACUUACAGUGCGUUUGUUCGAGGUGGAUUUAAUCAAAAUGGUUAUGAGUUGAGUUAUGCUGAACACAAAUUCAGACGUUAGCACAAACAAUCAUGAAUUUGUUAAAAGUCAAGAUUCUUAUGCCAUGUGUGUGCUGGCCCUUUAGUCCCUUUACCUUGAAUUGGAAACGUCGUCGUCUAUUUUCCACAAGCCCACAACGAGCAAGUUGCAGCAUGAUGCGAACCUAAUGAAGUUUAUCCAGAAAUGACUCUUCAACCCGUAUAUAAAGGAAGUUGCUACUGGGACCACUAGUCUGGAACAAUUUAACAAAUUUGGCACAUGGAAAGUUUACAGGAGGAGGCCAAAGCCACGUGGAGGGGAACGAUUGGGGUAGUUGUGAUUAUGUUAGAGAGAAUAGAUUUAUAUAGGUCAUGUUGUUGAAUGAGUGAGAUCAUCUUUUUGUUUUCAAAAGAAUGUAUUCGGCUGUAUGAAGCUUGGCAGGAAGACUCGAGCUUCUUUGAUUUGAUUUUGGAAUAAGAUUUCUAUUCUCUCUCA
Lactuca virosa is the source of this 1482-nucleotide messenger RNA. Lineage: Eukaryota; Viridiplantae; Streptophyta; Magnoliopsida; Asterales; Asteraceae. The record is from the annotation of a GenBank genome assembly.